AUGGUCAAGACUUCCGUCCUCAACGAUGCGCUCAACGCCAUCAACAACGCUGAGAAGGCUGGCAAGCGCCAGGUCCUGAUCCGUCCUUCCUCCAAGGUCAUUGUCAAGUUCCUCACUGUCAUGCAGCGUCACGGUUACAUUGGCGAGUUCGAGGAGGUCGACGACCACCGCAACGGCAAGAUCGUCAUCCAGCUCAACGGCCGCAUCAACAAGACCGGUGUCAUCUCUCCCCGCUACAACGUCCAGCUCCGCGACAUGGAGAAGUGGGUCGUCAAGCUACUUCCCUCGCGUCAAUUCGGUUACAUUGUCCUGACCACCUCCGCUGGUAUCAUGGACCACGAGGAGGCCCGCAGGAAGCACGUUGCUGGCAAGAUUCUCGGUUUCUUCUACUAG
Molecule: messenger RNA, 393 nt
Organism: Alternaria infectoria
Lineage: Eukaryota; Fungi; Ascomycota; Dothideomycetes; Pleosporales; Pleosporaceae
Gene: CRP27
Product: 40S ribosomal protein S22
Exons: 3
Coding region: 1-393 (130 amino acids)
Biological process (GO): translation
Cellular component (GO): ribosome; cytosolic small ribosomal subunit
Molecular function (GO): structural constituent of ribosome
Source: RefSeq, a predicted model, not a curated record